Grus americana (Whooping crane) is the source of this 2775-nucleotide messenger RNA. RefSeq names its product cell death inducing p53 target 1 (gene CDIP1). Gene Ontology annotation, molecular function: zinc ion binding. The coding region runs from base 766 to 1374 and encodes 202 amino acids. The record is from RefSeq and is a predicted model, not a curated record. NCBI's taxonomy places the organism in Eukaryota, Metazoa, Chordata, Aves, Gruiformes, Gruidae. The transcript is spliced from 6 exons. Gene Ontology annotation, biological process: tumor necrosis factor-mediated signaling pathway; intrinsic apoptotic signaling pathway in response to DNA damage by p53 class mediator.
CUGGAGAGAAUCCCAGAGGCAGCAGCAGGUCCUGACAAACGCUCCUCCCGCAAAAUAACCCUUUGUGGGGCUUGCAGAUAAACCAUCCUUGUCUUAAGCAGGGGGAUUUUGUGUCUGGUUUUCCUGAUAUCCAUGCAGAGGAGCUGCACGAAGCAGUACUUUGAAUCUCUGGCCGAGGACAGCUGAGCCCGGGCUGCGUCAUGGAGAUUAUCUGAUUGUGCUUUGGAUUUAAUACCCUGAGAAAUCUUGCUUUGGACACAGCGCCUGGCUUCCAGUGAGGAUCCUGCUCUUAGUUGAUUUGCCUGCUGAGUUACAGUGGCACACAGAAGGUCAAACGACAUGUCCGAGGUCUCAAGGUAAACGACUGCAACAAGUGCUCCUCCAGAGAUACGCAGACUGUAGAGCAGAGCGGGGAGUUUUGGCUGUCUGACGUAGCUGGAUUGAAUGGUGAAUAACCUUCUCCUCCAGCGGUCCUUUGUGUUAAAGGACUGCUUCUGUCCUGCUUUGCCAGCAGAGCUCUCUAUCCCCGCACGGAAGGAAGAGCCUGACCCUCCUGGAAGUUGCAGUUUUCUGCAGCUGAAAUCCGACCGCGGAAGCGUGGGAGAAAUCCGCUGUUCUGCGAGCAGCCUGGCUGUUUCUGCAUGAUUCAGUGGGGUAAGCCGGCUUCCAAACCACGCUGCUCAGAAGAAUUGUUUUUCUCAGCCUCUGAGCUCCUUGCUGCAAGGAAGAGGACAGGGAAGUUUUAAUCCAGGGCCACCCUGAGCCAUGUCCAACGACCCUCCGCCACCCUACCCGGGCGGCCCCUCGGCACCACUGAUAGAAGAGAAGCACGGCCCACCCCCUGCAGCAGAUGGUGUCACCCCUGUCGUGGGACAGCCCCAGGGGGUUCCCAUUCCGCCUCCUGAAUUUGGGCCACCCCCAUACGAGCCGCCCUCGCAGCCAGGGUUUGUGCCCCCCCACAUGCCCACAGACAGCACCGGGCCCUACAUGCCGCCUGGAGGUUAUUACCCGCCCCCAGGCCCUCACCCCACCAUGGGCUACUACCCUGCCCCCGGCCACUACCCCUCUCCUGGCGGCCAUACAGCGACGGUGCUCGUCCCAUCGGGGGCUGCCACCACCGUGACAGUGCUGCAGGGAGAGAUCUUCCAGGGCGCCCCUGUGCAGACGGUGUGUCCCCACUGCCAGCAAGCCAUCACCACCAAGAUCACCUAUGAGAUUGGGCUCAUGAGCUUCCUUCUGGGCUUCUUCUGCUGCUUUGUGGGGUGUGAUCUCUGCUGCUGCCUGAUCCCCUGCCUGUUUGAUGACUUCAAGGAUGUGACACACACGUGUCCCAACUGCAAGGCCUACAUCUACACGUACAAGCGCAUGUGCUAACAGCACCCCGGGAGCCUGAGCCGCUGGAAUGACACUGGCCCCUCUCCUGCUGCUGUCCUAGUCUGCGUGUGCAACACUCCUUCGCUUAACCCUCCAGUGGUGUGUAUGUCUGUGUCCCCGGCUCCCUCCCACUCAGAGCUGCCUCCACCUUCCCUGAGCUCUGGUCCUCGCUGUGAACAGUUGGAUGGGCGACACUGGCACAGGUGCAGAGGGGAGGUGGGCCCAGGCCCCAGCUCCCAUGUGUGGGGCUGCCCUGCAGCAUGCAGGAGUGGUGCUGGGGGAUUGCUCUGCACCCCCUUACGCUGCAGGGCACUAGCGAGGCCCCUCUCGCCUGGAGCAACCCAGGGAAGAGCAGCAGCUGCUGGGGGUGCCCACCCCUCCGUCCCCUGGCUGCAGGGACACGCUGCCCUACAGGGAGCUGCUGCAGGUGGGGAGCACCCGCCACCCAGGAGGGAAAGGGGGGGCCCGAGCAGCCCACAACACGCACAGGGGAGGUAGCACUGUCCCUGUGGCACUUUUAGGAAGGGGCCAGGUGGUGAGGGGACAGGGUAGUGCCACCCAUGCCAGGUUUCAGGGUGGGUCACAGCCCUCUCCAGCCAGGUAGGCAAAGCCCCUUCCCAGGGAGAGGCAGGCAGAGCUGCCUUCAAGGCACGGUGUAGGGGGGACAGCAGCUGCCUUGCCCUGGGACUGCGCCCUUGAUCAGCAGCUCCCUCCUGCCAGAGCAGCACUGUGGCCACAGCUGCUCCAGCUGCAUGCACCUCCUCCCAGCCCCUGCUGUGGCUCUUUCAGGGAAGGAAAGCUGCCCCCAGCAGCCUCUCACCCACCUGGCAAACUGUUAGCAAAAAAGCAUCCAGCACAUCACUCCCUGCCCCAGCACUGUAGAUUAGAGGAGUUUGUUACCAGGCCGCAGCUGGCUCGCAGCUCUGGAGCAGACCCUUGCCCGCCCGCUGCAGAGCCACGUCCCCACCCCGAGCCUGGCAGGGUCUGUGGGCACACACCCCACAGCACCCAUCCUGCCCCCACCACAGCUGCACCCUGUGGGAUUCCCUGUUGCAUGUGGGUGUAGGGGUUUAAUUUUAGCUCACUUGAUAAAGGGCAGAAGGAAGGGGGGCACAUGGGCAGUGACAGGAGCUGCCAGCAGCACUGUGAUGGGCAAGAGGACCUGGGAGCCAGUUUUUGGCCUCUUUGUGGCUGUGCUGCCUCCUCCUCCCUCCACUGGCCCCCAGCCCUGGCAGCCAGGGCAGCUGGAGCUGCAGCCCCCCAGAGCAAAGCAGGGGUGGGGGGUGUCUCUCUGUACACAGGUCUGCAAACACAGCCUGGCCCGCACAGGCAGCUGCUGUUUGCUCAGAGAUGGAACUGUGGCACUAGUCAGUGUUUUUAUGUAAAUAAAUAACAGACCCU